GACAGGAACCCUCGGCGCGCGAAGCUGGCUAGCUUGAAGGCCGCCAUCAGCUCCCGCGGAGGCAAGCAGGGAAGUGGCGGGUCCAUGGAUGUCGCCGGAGUGCGCAUUACGCCCCCCGAGCUGCGCUUCGUGGAUGCGAUGCCAGGCAGUUGUUAUAGUGCGCUGUUCAGCGUCCAAAACCUGCAGAAAUGCAGCUGUUCGCUUCAUUUACUACCUCCGGAACGGCCUCAGUUCAAACUAAUUGUGGAAAAUCCAAAGAAACCUAUUGCUUCUGGCCUUUACAUAAGAGCUACAGUGGAAUAUCAUCCGGACAGUGAGGAAGACCUUCAUGAUAGGCUCCUCCUUCAUGUAGAGAAAAAAGUAAUUGAAAUUCCUCUGAUUGGAUUACGUCCAUGUUGUUUCUUAGAAAUUGAACCUGAAAUAAAUUUUGGAACAGUGAUUGCAAACAGUAAAAUAAUACAUGCAAUAACCAAAAUUACAAACUAUGGAUCAUCCCCAGGUACAUUUGACAUAAAAUAUAGAGGAAAUGUUCCAAUUAUUAUAGCACCAAGCAGUGGCGUGAUAGAACCAAAAACAAUGAAAUUGAUAAAAGUAGAGAUAUGUACUGAUGUGCCCAAAAUACUUAAUGAACUAGCCACUGUGGAGUUGCAGGGAAUGCCCACUGCUGAGAUAAAGAUCAAAGCCAAUAUUGUGGAACAAGUUCUUGAGGUUUUAGGUGUGCCUCACUCAAAUACUAUCCAGUGUGUUAAUUUUGGAUGUGUCUACUUUGGAACCUCCAAGAUGGAAGAAGUGAUUCUUCACAAUAAAAGCCCAGAGCCUAUGGAUUGGGUGGCAGUCUUGAUGGAUAAUGCUGUUGGUGGAGAGAUGGGCACAGAUAUUAAACAGAGUUCAAAUGCUGCUUUGAAAGAUUAUCCUGGAAAUCAAGGAACAGAUGUUUCAACUCUGAUUACUUGCAUUCCUAAUGAAGGAACACUACAACCUUAUCAGAAGACUGUGGUUUUUCUUUCUUUUAGUCCAAAGCAGCUGCAAAUUGAUAGGGACUUUGACAGAACACAAUCACGAAAAGAUUAUGCUGUCUUUUUGAAAUUUGAAGUUGUAGGAAGCAAAAAUGAUUUCUUACACACAAUGCUUGGUGCUGAAAUACCCAUCCAAGGGAAUCCCCACUGUGUUGAAUUGGGAUUGAUAGGCUCAGGGCUUCCAGUCAUGUUGACAUUCACCCCAGGACCAGUUGUCAGUUUCAAAGAAUGUUACAUUGGUGAACACACAGAUCUUGUUUGCACACUCCAAAAUGAAUGUGAUGUUCUUCCAGUGACAUUUGUUUUUCAUAAGAUUGCACAUUAUAAUAUUUGCCCUGAAAAGGGAAAAAUAAAAGAAAAGUCUGUAAAGGAUGUGAUAUUUUCAUUUAUCCCACGACAUGUAGGAUACUUCACAGUGAGGCAAAAAGUAGAUAUUGUAGGACCAGUAGCAAAAAAAGAUGACUUUCCAGUAUUAGAGAUAAAACCAUUUCAUCAAAUACAUUUAGUUUUUUCUGGCCUCUGCAAGUCGAUAUCCACUAAUGUGCUGAAAACCAACCCUGGUUUAACACCAUUGAUUUCCAAAGCUACUGGGAUAUUUAUAGCUAACAAGGGGGAUCAAAAGAGUGAUGUUGCACCAAUAGCACUACUUAAAUCAGAUAAGACACAAUUACAUGCUCACCGGAUUAAUAGGAACUUAAGUAAUGUACAAGUAGCUCUUCCCAAUGAUCGUCCAGCCAGCAUAAGACCCUCUGAGUGGCAUAAGGAUUACAGGACUAUUUUCACAAAAGUUCCCAGAUAUUGUUACAUAGAUCCAGAGUUCUCUUACACAGUAUAUGAAGAACUGGAAAAGCAGAUGAAUAAAGAGUACUAUGCAGACUACAUUCACAGUUUAAGAAAAGUCCGUUUAAAAAAAAAAGAAGCUCAGAUCUUCAAAAUGCUUAAUAAUCCUGUGGACAUAGGAUUAAAGCCAGCAUCAGGGCUAAAAUCUCCUAUGCUCAGAAUUUUAAAGCAUGAUAACAUGGAGAAAGAAGCUGCUUGUGUAAACAGAAAUAGCCUGUUAACUAGUAAACAGCUAGCAGAAAUCAAAUCUACAUCUAUACAAAAAGAGGUGAAUGGUUGUCUUAAUCCUGAACCAUUGUCUCAGCAAGAAAUUGAAGACUGCAGUCUAAUUCUGACACCAAAACAGCUUCACCAGAUAGUCAUUGGUCCUUCCACUAUUGACUUUGGAGAAGUCUGUGUGCAUUCUACAACUACCAGAAAAAUGCAUAUCAUAAACAACUUACCUGUGCAUAUAUGGAUACAAAUAGAAAUUAAAAGUGAAGAACUACAACGGACUAAUCCUUUGUUGCAUGUCAUAACACCUUUUAUGAAAACUUACGUUACUGUGGUGUUUGAGAAGGACACAUUAGGGAACUUUAAAAAGUCUUUCAUGUAUUCAAUAAACCAACGCCAUGUUGGACAUAUUUUAGUGAUAGCAAAAAUUGUGCCAGUUGCCUUGGAGCUAUCUACAAGGGAAUUGACUUUAAAUCCUGCUUUCAGCUUUCUAGCAAAAACUGGAUUUAGAACAACAGUCACUCUAUAUAAUCGAAAAAACUAUCCUGCACAAUUUACCUGGAAGCCUGUCAUCACAGAUAAAGGAAUAGGAUUUUCCAUCUGUCCAGAAAAGGGUAUAGUAGAAGCAAGUAAAGAUCUAGAAUGCGAAGUUGUUUGGCAUCCAAGUUUUUCCUCUUCAGCAACUGGAGAAUUUGACUUGUGUGUGCAUGAAGGAAAAACAGUUAGAUUAAAAUGUUUUGCAAAGCUUGGCUCUACCAGUGUUCAGUUUAAGGAGCAACGGAUUACCUUUAACAAUGCUCCUCUCCAUUUAACUACUUACAGAAUAGCCAUUCUUCAAAAUUUGGGACAUAACCAUGCAUAUUUCCAGGUCCUUGAUGUCAAUCCAGUUCCUGGAAUGAUUAUAACUCCUUUUCAGGGUGUAAUUCCUGUGGGAGGCCGCACUGAAAUUAAAAUUUAUUUCAGACCCAAUGCAUUAAUGAAAUUUGACAGCAAAGUAGAGGUAGAAAUACGCAAUGCAAAAUCUUUGGAAUUUAGGAUUGGUGGAUCAGUAGAGGUUCCUGACAUACAUAUUAGUGCGUGCUCUUUUAUCUUCCCUGGUGUUUAUGUGGAUUCUACUCAAGAAAUUCCAUUUUUUAUUGAGAACAAAGGAAAGUCAUAUGCUAAAGUGACGAUAGAUUUGUCUGAAUAUGAUGACUUUACUCUACAUUUUCAGCCAGAUAUGCAUAAUAUAUCAGAGGCAUCUCGAGUAUAUCAUGUGACUAUAGAAGCCAAUACUAUUAUGGAAUGUUCUCUGAAUUUCACACCAAAAGAAGUGGCAGCCUAUGAUUUUACUCUUCCAAUAAAAAUUAAUGCUGAUGAAGCUCUGUGUUCCACAAAUGCCUCAAAAAAGUUAAGUCCAGCUAGUUCAGCAAAGCAUAUGGUUGUUCCUCAACCUCAGUCAUUGACUAUACCUACUCAAGAAUGCAAAGUUCAAGCAACUGUGUUACAGCCACCACUGCAUAUUUAUCCUUCAGAGCUCACCUUUCAACAUAGUAUAAAAUGUAUCAACAUGGGUGUUAUAAGUGACAGCAGUAAUAUAAAGAAACUGUAUUUGAAAAACAUCUCAAAGAAACAGCUUACUUGGCGAUUUGAUCUUGAUGCUGCAGGCAAACCCGUAGAUGAUGGUAUCUUCAAAUUUAGUUUACAUACUGGAAUUCUCUAUCCGGGGCAAAAUACAGCUGUUACCAUAUGCUUCUGCCCAUAUUGGUCUGGAAUAUAUAUUGCUCAGCUGCCUGUAUUUUUGAAUGAGGAGGUACUUGUUUACAGAACAAUCACUUUAUCUGGAAUUGUGAAAUCAAAUAAAAUUAACUUUGAACCUCAGGUUUUGAUAUUGACUCCUGUUCCUCUCAAUGUUAAAGCAGGAGCAGAUGUCUGUAUAAUUCCCCAGGAUUAUUUAAGGCCAUCAGUUUUACAAGUUGAAAUUCCAGAACUUGAUUCUGGAGAUUAUGAUGGUGGUGGUGGUGGUACUAGUGCUCAACAGAGACAUCCCUUAACAGUGCACUUCCCAGAAGGCAAUAGAAUUGAAAUAACACCAGAAGGAAAAUGCAUUGGAUUCAGCUGCCACAUCAAUUUCAUUUCUUCAAAACCAUUGUCUUUUUUGAAGAAUUUAUUCUUUGUUGAUGAAGAAAGAAACAGAUUCUCACUUCAAGUGUCUGCAACCGCAGAGAAUUGCCUUCUUACAGUGUAUCCCUACUUGGCUUGCCAUCUUACUAACCAACAAAUUGUCUUGGAAAGUGAUUCUAGUAAGAUAAUUUACAGCACUGGAGAUACUUUACAACAUCCAUGCUAUAUUCCUGGAACAUGCAUACAGUCUUCUUCCAGUAUUUUUGAUCCAGUUACCAACUCUGAUUAUGAAAAUUCUGUUUCAGAACUGAAAAAGAUUCUUGAAAAUGAAAACAUAAAGAAGCGAGAGGUUAUCAUCCAAAAUAAAUGGGUUAAGAGGAAUACAUCUGAUGAAUUAGUUUUUUCUGCAGAAGACACAGCAAAAUAUACUUUCUUCCAGAAAAUUGUAAUGGCAGCUCAGAACUGGUUUACCCUUUUUGGUUGGUCUAAAGGACCAAAUCCAAUUUCAAUUCCAUAUUCUCUAAGACGUGAUAUUUGUAAAAUUCAAAUGACUUCAUCCGAUGAAAAACUUAAGCUAAACCUUGGUAAGGAUACCAAGACAAUUUAUGACAUGUUGAUUCAUUUAAGUGGACAAUCAUUGCCUGGAAUUAGUUCAAGUCAAGUUUUGCCUUUUGAUCCCAUCCACCGAGUGGUGCAACUUCACUGGCAACAUUCUACAAUGAUCACUUUUCUCAAAAGUCAAGGAGCGUCACUUUCCCACAUUAUGCCUCAGUAUCUUCUUGACUUUGAAGAUUACACGAUAUGGUCCCAUUUACAGCUUAUGCUGAAGAUUCAAAAAUCUGAUGAAGAUGAGAGUUAUAUUUAUGUUUUGGAUGACUCUACCUUUGAGGCUGUGAGUAAGCGAGCCUGGACAGAUGUGCUAAUUCAAAUAUACAAGAUUCUGAUUCUCCAGCGAGUCUCUGUUCUCGAGGACACUAGCCAGACCAAUGCAGAAGAUACAGAACACCUUCCAAAAAUAAACAUCGAUCUUUUGUCAAGUAAUAUAUAUUCUUCAUCUGAAAUAAUUCUUCUUAUUUGGAUGAACAGACAUUUUGAGAAGACACGAAAAAUUGUGUGGAAAAACUGCGAGAAAGGGGACAUACCUCCAAAAAGAUGGAUAGUUAACUUCGAUAGAGAUCUCCAUGAUGGCCUUGUCCUUGCUGCACAAGUGGCAAACUAUUGUCCCUAUUUGAUUUCAACUCACUUUGUGAAUAUGUACACUUAUCCCACAAGUUCUGAACAGUAUUUACACAAUGCCUUGAUACUCAUGAAUGCUUUUCAUGCAAUAAAUCUUGACAUAGAUAUAGUGGCUGCUGACAUUUGUGAUCCAAAUCCAGUCAUGAUGCUUAUGCUUUGUGUCUAUUUAUAUGAGCGGCUUCCUCAGUAUUUACCUAAGAAAACACUAGAGUUUGCUGGCCAACUUCAUGCUACUAUUCUUAGAAAGAUACAGUUGAAAAACCCCAGCAUAAAACCCUUGGUAUACAAUGCUACAAUUUUAGGAAAAGAAUCCUCUACUUUUUCAUUACCGAAAGGAAAUACUGUCACAAUUCCCCCAAAGAGCCAAGUAAAAGUUAAUGUGGAAUUUACUAGCUGUUUCCUGUAUCCUGCUGAAGCUGUACUUUUGCUUGUUUCAAAAGCUUUAACCACAGGAGGCUUUACAAUGGCUAUUUCUUUGAAGACAAAAAUUAACUCCAUCAAACCUAGUGGCAUAUUAAAAUGCAAAUCUUCAUGUUAUGAACUGAAAAAAUAUAAUCUACAGGUUACUAGUCCAUUCAGAACUGAGGGGCCAUUCAGUGUCAUUUUAAUUGAAUCAACAAGUUGCAUCAUGGAUCCUGAGAUACUUGAUCACAUCAGCAAAAUAAGGCAAGGAAAAGUUAAAAGUUCUGAAGCAAAUUUCCCAAAGGGUGCACAUGAUGUGAUAGAUGUAUUUGGAAUAAAUAAUCAGGAGGAAAACCCCAAUGCUGCUAAUGAGUCCAAUUGCUUGCAAGAGUUCUUUAGUCCAUUGGAUACAGUACUUGUGGACCAAGAUAAUUUUAUCACUCUUAAUCUCCACUAUCUUCCUUUUAAGAUGGGAAAACGUUAUUGUGUGAUUAUUUUUAUCAAUGAGCAGAUUGGGGAAUUUUUAUAUUUGGUGGAGGGUAUAUGUGGCUUACCAUUGCCUUCAAAACUAAUUCCAAUGGACAGCCCAAAUAUUUUGUACAUUAACAGCACAUGUGAAGGUCAGAGAGAAAUGUCACCAGUUCUUUAUCUGAAGUGCCUCCUUACAGAUAUACUUAAAGAAAAGCUGAAGAUCCCUUUAACCAAUGAAGCUAGAGAAAAAGCACUAGCUAUUGCAGCACAGCAACAUAUGUCUGCUCUGGAAUAUGAGCGAAGAAGGGCCACAGGAACACUUGAGAGCAGUAGUGUUCGAGCUGCAGUUGCAGCCUUGGGAUUAUCAAGAGUUGAGAAGGAUGCUCUGCACAACUAUCCUUUAUUCUCUGAACAAUAUAUUGAAUAUAAUGUUGAAGUCAGCAUGCCUGAGUAUUUUGAAAUUCCUUCAAAAAUAUAUAUACCUGUGUUAGCCUCAUGCAGAGCUAAUUCCUCAAAGGCUAGAAAAGCAGACCAUUGGUUUGAUACAGCAGAAGAUGAUGCAAUUGAACUUCCUCUAACAUUUAAACCCUGCUAUGCUGGCCAAUAUCCUUGCCAUAUCCUUCUCGAAUCUAAAUAUGACGUCCGCCUCUUUAAGAUAGAAUGCGUAGUGAACACUGAUACUUUUGAGGCUGAACUAGAGUUUGUAAUUCCAGCAUAUCAAGCAGCGAUACAGGACAUUCCAAUAACUAAUCUGAGUCAACAAGAUUGGAAGCUUAAAGCAGAUUUAAAAGGAUACUGUUUUUACGGUCCUCCUGUUAUAUAUGUAGUCCCUGGUGAAACAAGUAUGUAUCCUCUUAUGUUCAAGUCAACUGCUGAAUGUGUAACUAUGGGGCAACUUACAUUACAAAAUGAAGCAGAUGGUACAGAUCAUAUUUUUCUCUUGAAAGGGACUGCAACAAAACCAUUGGCGCUGGAUCAUAUUAAGCUAGAUUGCCAAGUUAAACAAACUAUACAGAAGGUCAUAAUGGUGCCAAAUUUUACCAAGAACGAAUUGAUAUAUAAGGUAUAUAUGUCAGUUUGAAAGAGACUGUAUAAUUGUUUUACAGAAUGAUCAGUCUAACAAAUACAAAG
Molecule: messenger RNA, 7412 nt
Organism: Ahaetulla prasina
Lineage: Eukaryota; Metazoa; Chordata; Lepidosauria; Squamata; Colubridae
Gene: CFAP47
Product: cilia and flagella associated protein 47
Exons: 48
Coding region: 85-7362 (2425 amino acids)
Molecular function (GO): protein binding
Source: RefSeq, a predicted model, not a curated record